Messenger RNA from Ostreobium quekettii, 750 nucleotides. Lineage: Eukaryota; Viridiplantae; Chlorophyta; Ulvophyceae; Bryopsidales; Ostreobiaceae. The record is from the annotation of a GenBank genome assembly.
AUGAACAAGCUGCAGUCCAUGGAGGACCUGCUGAACCGCAAGUCGCUGUUCGUGCGCGACAUCGACCCGUCCAUCCCGAAGUUUGACGUCAAGAGCGACCUGACCCCGGUGUGCCCCAAGGACGUGGGGCUGGUGUGCGUGCCCGUGGACCCCAACACCCAAGCUACCCUGGGCUACGCCUACCUCAACUUCAAGACCAGCCCAGACGCCAAGGAGGCGCUCAGGGCGUACCGGUUCCAGCUGAAGGUGGGCGGCAAGCCCGUGGGGAUAAACUACUCGGUGUCCAACAAAGACCGGCAGAAGAUAAUGGGGCCCUGGGGGUAUCGACUUUCAAUUAUUGUGAAGAACUUGAGCUCCGAAGCGACAGAAAGAAUGCUGUUCAACAAAUUUGAAGCAUACGGAGAAGUUUUUAGGUGUAGAGUUGGGACGGCAGACUAUGGAGCAACAUACGGCCUUGUGCAGUACAUUGAGGAGCGGUCUGUGAUAAGAGCAGUUAAAGAGGCACACAAAGCAGCAUGGCUGUCCAGUGUCAUAGAGGUGGAAAGGCAUGAGAAAGCAGGGAUGGUUUACCAGUCCAGGUUGCCGCCAACCAUGCCUAGAGCAGAACCACGACCACAGCUCAGGUAUGCUUCAGUGCGUUGCAGACCAUGUGCAUGUGUGUGCAUGUGGAUGUGGUGCAAACCGCAAAGUCAUGUUUUCAGGUCUGCAUGUGUGCUAGCACUGUGUGAAUGCAGUGUGGUGGAAGGAUAA